CGGGUGUAGCGCUCCAAAGUCCAGGCUGCACUGAUAUGCGGAGUCGCCGUGGACUCCGACGAGCUAUGUUCAGUACCACUGCCUCUGAUAGAGGCUGACUUUCAUACCUGUUUCGUGGCUUUGCACUGUGGCUACUAGAGAGACACGUCGAUGGACAAGUGCGACGGUUCGGGUGGCGCGUAUUUACAAUCGCUGGCGGUGAGCCAUGGAGGAGUUGAGCUGGCUGUGGCUCUUCGACUCGUAGAGGAGCAUUGGUCCCAAUCACUAGCGGCAGCGACAGGUCUGGACUUGGAGUUGAGUCGGCCUGCAUUGGUGGGCAGCAAUGAAUCUGGGCUCUGGUCAGAAUCUGUGGCGAGAAGCGGGCAUGAGCAGCCGCCACAGUUUCUUGAAGUUUUCACGACGAACCGUGGUAACUCACAGUUCUCGGAAUGUCCGGCGUUGAUGGGAAGCCGGCACGAAAGUGUUUGCGUGGAAGCAGAUGUUGCACCUGCUACUGAUAGCCCUAGUGAAUGCGAAGAGCAGCCACGCACACAUUUAACCGAGCAUGAUCCGCUCACUGCAGAGCCUCUGUUCUUGCCCUCAUUUGAGGCGACACCUGAACCAGACUGGCUCAUGGACACAGAGAACGCGACAGAUGACGAAGGCGUCGAGGAGGAGCAAAGACGAACUCCGAUGAUGUACAGUGGGAUCGCAUUGGCUGUUCAGCGUCCAAGAGAUAUGCAUACAAAUGAAGACGAUGCGGUGAUGGCAUUCGCCAAAGCGGCUUUCCCUGCUCUGGCUGUCCGGUGGCGUUCAUUCUCUCCUCCGACCUCUACGUCGGAUGAUUCGCAACUCCAGUCUUCUGAGGGUGUACACUCUACUUCUAUUACAGGACGUUCAGAUUCUCCUCAGGAACAAUGCCCAACAACAAUCGAGUUGGAACGCGAGCGCUCAGCAUGUGCAUCGGAGAAGUGGCCAUCUCCACCUCCAGAGGAUCAUCACUGGGGCUCGGGUGGAGAAUCCACAACUAUAAUAUUCUCCUCGGCGGACGAUGAACUGGGUCAGUUGUCCGAGCCAGACUGGGAAUCCCUCGUCGAGCUGCCUGAAUUGGUGCAGACACCUCGUUCCUUCUCAAUUGAGGUACUGGAAGGUCUGCAGUCUCCAGAGGUCGCCGAAGAUUCGGUGACAGUAGACAGCCCAUGCGUUCCAGCACUUCUCGGAUUGUUGGAUGGCGCACUAGAUCAACUUUCAUCCCCAGGUUCCGUCGCGGCCCCGAUAUUGACGGAAGACGCAACAAUCUCCUUCGUGGCGGGCACCGUUUCGGAUUACUCGCCGGAAGGCAUUGACCAGGGAUUAUCUAAUGAGCAUCCGCAGUCUAUAUCUUCCCCUGCAAUGGAAGUGAUGGAGCAAUCACAGUUUGAAAGGCACGUCGACAGUCCUAUGCAUGCGGGGCUUAGACUGUCUAGCCAAUCCUCGCGCGACGAACUGUCUUCCCUGUGCCCGGGCGUUCUCGAAGUUGUACACGGCAUGGACGGUAUUCCAACAUCACCCUCAUGGGACGACAUUCCCAGCCCUACUUCAGAAACUAUCGACCACAACACAGACGCUGUACGUGCAAAGGUUACCGAUGAUUCUGAGGAGGUAGCCCGGAUGAAUGAUACCUCCAGCCCUUCUGCCGAAACUGUCAGCUAUGAUACGGACGCGGCAUACGUGGAGAUGCCGACUGUUUCCCAGAAGGAAACCUGGGUGCAGGGCCCAUCCAGCCUACUUUUGGAGCCAAUGGACAGCGAUUCGGGUGCGAUGUAUGCAGAGAUGAUGGGACCGGUGACAUCUCCGGAGGAUGGGAAGUCAUCUCACCCUGCUGAGUUGGUCAGCGCAGGAUCUAAUGUGAAGCUGGUGAAGUCAUCGCAAGAGUCCUCUCCGCUGGACAAUAUGUUGGUGAUGUACACAACUCUUCUUGACAUGGAGUCUACCCCCGAACCUACAGAAGCGCCGAAACUCCCAGCUACCGUCCGAGACCAUGUGACUUCGGGUACCGAGGACGUUCCUCAGGCGGGGUCUACACCUAUUCUAGAACCUGCGGAUAGCAAUGGUUCCCUCUCUGACAGUGUAUCGGAACAUGCCUCAGGAGCAGAGGUAGGCGCAAGACCACCUCGAUCUUUCUACGCGGUCGUCACCCCUCCUCUGUCUCCAGUUUCGGUCCAUGCCGAACUUGCGACUGAGACACAAGACACUUUGCAUUCUAGAUCGUCAUUCUCGCAAGAAACGGUGCAGUUGGGCGAGCAAGCAUUAUCAAAUGACCUGAUAUCAGCAAAUACUAUGGAGCUGCCUGCAACGCCUGGACUGUUGGAGCGGUCACGGUCACCAUCUUUGUCAUUGCAGUCUUUACCUACCGCAUCCUUUGAGAACGCGGACGUGGCGUCAGUAACUGAUCGUUCACAGCCGAUCUAUUCUUCACAAAACGCGGUGUCUGAGCAACCUGUAUUUGGUCCGCCACUACUCCUUAUAGGCACGCCUUCUACAGCUGGCGAUGCGGAAAUUGAGCCGAACCAAGUGCGCAAUUGUGGAACAAUCGAAGAAAGCCAUCUUCAAGCAUCGUCCUCACCGUCGGAUGUUGUCCCAAAUCAAAAACCAAAGCGCAAAAAGCCAUCGUCCGCCAAAACCAGAAAGGAAGGGCCCCCGUCCAAGCGGCGACGUACAGUGAAGGCUGUCAUAUCGACCGAUCUGCGCGAAGAUACAGGCAAUGUAGGUGGCACAGGAGGCUCGCGAACUUACUACCGAGAGUAUCUGUACGAGGCCUCUUCGAGUCAGGGCCCUGGAUUGUACUACCGACCGCGCCAGAAUCAGACGUUGCAGGUCUCAGCAUCACCAAUCUCGAUCAAUGCACCUGUGCAGAAUCUGACUGAAGUAGUCAUCGGUUUGAUGACGCGUAGUGAAGGCACGACUCGCAAUUCAGUCUCUUGCACAAAACCACCCGAGGUUGCGCAGCAUAAUCCUUCAAAUAAUGAUCAUGUAUGUGAUGGCGCUCAAUUACGUGCGGAGUCUGCCCAACAUUUGAAUGCGCCUACAAGAGUUCCGACAACGACGCUGGCAUUAUCACAUCCACACUACCCCCUGCGCUCUGACCGUUCAGCGAACGAAUCCCUGCAACCGACUCGGGCCAUGCCUGAUUCACAGAACCCACUUGCUUGGCCCUCUGCAUAUAAUGCCCAGUCUGUACUAUCCAUGAACCCUACCACGGCCCAGAAACAGCCAUCGGAGACGGUCCAGCGUCAUGGAGAUCCCGGUCAAUUGGAUCGUUGGAGUGCUCUUGUCGAAGCCUCGGUUGCUGUGCGAGAUAACAGUGCCGGCAGUUCAAACUCCAUUACAGAAAAUCCAUCAAUUCCGGAAGACCAAUCCGAGCACAGCCUUGAAAGGCAGAAACUAGAGAAACUGAUUAUCGAGACGAAUACAGCAUCUGGCACCGCGACCGGUAUUGUAUUCCCCUUUGAGGCACUUGUCCUACAGUGGAUUUUCAACGACGUCACACCGCUGCCACCCCAAAGCUGGAGGGUGUUGAUAUCGGUAGCCUUCAAUUGGUCAAUCAAGAAAGUGUCACAGUGGUUUUACAAUCGACGUGGAAGGCGAAAGAAAGGCGCGCAGAUGCCUCUAAAGAUUGAUCACCCUGAUGAUGUCGUGAAUGUGACCGUUGAGGAGGUCGUUGUCGGCAUGCGUCGCAAAGCACUUGUCGGAGGUCCUUGGACGGCUAUGAGGUUUCGGCGAGAGCUUUAUCCGCGGCUCGAGGAGCAGAAGCGAAUCUAUUUAAUACAAUGUAACGGCCUUUUAACAGAAUCUUGGUGAAUAGCCGCUGAUGGGAUGUGAAAAUUGCAUGGUACAUGAUGAGAUAUCAUGUAAGGAUGAAUAUAUGUUCUUGUGGUCUGUGCCACACAUUGUAUAAUGCAGUUGACCUACGUAUUUACCAGAUAUAGCUCUUCUUUUGGUUGGCAGGCCAAGAUCAUUUUGAAAACGG
This is a messenger RNA of Laetiporus sulphureus 93-53, 3988 nucleotides long. RefSeq lists its product as uncharacterized. The transcript has 4 exons. Gene Ontology annotation, molecular function: DNA binding. Lineage: Eukaryota; Fungi; Basidiomycota; Agaricomycetes; Polyporales; Laetiporaceae. The coding region runs from base 151 to 3819 and encodes 1222 amino acids. The record is from RefSeq and is a predicted model, not a curated record.